AUGUUAUCAAGAUUAUUCAAUCAUCAUUCAAUCAAUCAUUCUGGUAGAUCGAUUUGUACCAUAACUGGUAAACUCUCAUUCCACGAAACCCACUAUCUAUUACAAGGAAAAAUCAAUGGAUCAUUCCCACAUUCCUUUAGAUUUGAUCCUGGUACAUCUCAAAUUUCAACUCAUCAUGCAUCUUGUGUAGGAUUUAAAUCACAUCCUUUACUUUUAGGUAAAUCAACCAUGACCAAUGGAGAUAUAAAGUAUGAUUAUUUAUGUCAAGGAAAUCUAUUCUUUGAUGAUAUUGAAAUUCCAAUGAUUUACAAAGUAGCACCACACCAACCAGCUCUAUUUGGUUUAGAUGCCAGUAUGAAAUUAAAUCUAAAGUUUGAUUUUCUUACUGGAGACUAUUUAAUUACCAAACCAACUCUAUCUCAUCCAAAAUCAUCAUUAUUUCGAUCAAUAGAUUAUGAUUCACUCUUGAAAGAUCGUGGUAUUGAUAAAAGCCAACUUUUACCAAUAGAUCAAUUACCAACACCACGUGAAACCUACAAGUCUCUUGUCCUCCAACACAAAGAAAAUAGUAUCUAUGAACUAGAUACAUCUUUCAACCAUGGAAUGUAUAUUAGUUCUUUGUAUAAAAAUUAA
Messenger RNA from Cavenderia fasciculata, 633 nucleotides. RefSeq lists its product as uncharacterized. The transcript is spliced from 2 exons. The record is from RefSeq and is a predicted model, not a curated record. Lineage: Eukaryota; Evosea; Eumycetozoa; Acytosteliales; Cavenderiaceae. The coding region runs from base 1 to 633 and encodes 210 amino acids.